Molecule: messenger RNA, 425 nt
Organism: Plectropomus leopardus (leopard coralgrouper)
Lineage: Eukaryota; Metazoa; Chordata; Actinopteri; Perciformes; Serranidae
Source: RefSeq, a predicted model, not a curated record
AUGUGCUUGAUGUUGUAAAACCAGCCACCUGUGAUUUGACCCGCCCUCUCACAGGUGACACCAUCAGCCAGUUCACGCCGCUGCAGCUUUUCUCUGCAGCUAACCUUCAGAUCUGACUGUAAUGUCUCCUGUUGAUCUCAUUCUGCUGCUCAGGGGUCAGUCACCGAUGCACGUACUCGGCCAUUAUGGAAAAGAGAACGCCGCCGCCAUUUUUGAGUUGUUCCUGGAGUGCAUGCCUGAAUACCCUUUGGACAAACCCGACAAUGAGGGGAACACAGUUCUGCUCCUGGCUUACAUGAAAGGAAACGCAAACCUGUGCCGCGCCAUCGUGAGGGCCGGGGCUCGACUGGGCAUCAACAACAAUCAGGGCAUCAACAUUUUCAACUACCAAGUUGCAACCAAACAGUUGCUCUUCCGCCUUCUAG